AUGUCAUCGAAUUUCCCAGCCGAUGACGAUGAACAAACGUGUGGUGAAGGGAUCGUUGUCCCAUACACUCGUAACUGCGAGUGUUUUGAGCUUACAUGUACUGGUGAAGGUUUAAACGAAACCAUGAACGGAGAAAUCAUGAACAUGCUCAAGGCGUGCCCGGAAGAGUCGAAAAUCUCUGACAAAGGAGUCAUCAUAAUGGACUCGUGCGACGGCAAAUUGGCGUUAACUCCUCUGAAGCCGUCCUUGCCCAUUACCGACGACGAAAACAAAGGGUACAACUCUUACUACAACAGGGAGCGGAUCCGCGAGUCGGUGGCUGAAGGUAUGAAAGCACUGGUCAAGGAAUCAACCAAAACCAUUUACAUCGGCAGCUACGAAGAUGACCGGACGGCAGCUGAAGCAGCUUAUUUGACUGCCUGGCAGGGCCCUAAGUGUGACAAAUGCUGGGAGGGGCUAUGCGUCCGUAACCACAGUGCCACAGCCUGCCAGACCGAGUGGAAUCGAGGCAAGGUGGCUGCCGAAGCACAAAACCUUGCACGUUGGGUCGGAGACAUGCAGAUGGAAUUCAUGACGCCCGUUCAUUUCGCUCAACUGGCAAUGGAUAGGCUGUGCUGUUGUGACGUUAAGGUGAGCGUUCGAGACGAACGAUGGAUGGAAUCGAAAAAAAUGACCGGCAUUUUGGAAGCCGCAUCGACCACGUGCAUACCACCUCUGUUCCUCGAGUUCACGUACUAUGGGAAAGGUAAUCAGGGCGAACGUCCUAUCGUAUUGGUCGGCAGGGGGAGCGUCCUGGAUGAAUGUUGUAGACGUGAUGAACCAUCGAAAAUCAUAUGCAACGAUAUGGAUAGCGCCGCAGUCAUCCUGGGAACUUUUCGUGGUGUCGCUCAGAUGCACAUGCCGGUUGACUUGGUCGGGUACAUUCCCCUGUACGGGUACAACCCAAGGGCGGCAAAAGUCGGCGCCGUCGUACGUAACGCCAACUCCAAGUACACCAUGCUCACGACCAUCCGGAACGAAGGCAAUGUCGUCAUGUCCGACGCUAUCUAUUACUCCAGAAAAGAUACUCCUGGUCGUUUGCUCACGAUAGACACGCAGCCUACCGACAUGAGAGAUAGCUUCAACCAAGUGUUCAACACGUUUCUAACACACCAUCCAGAUUUCUGGCGAGAAAUACGCGUAGCCGGUCUGAUGACUGGCGACAGGUUCUGGCAGCUGAUAACCCACGACUCUUUUCUGGAAGAGAUCUCGCUGUUAAACCAAGUGGAUAUGACGAACAGGAGUGAGCUGCACCAGUACCAAGGUUCUGGUUACAAUCAUGCGUACUUCACACAGUUUGUGCCAUGCUGUGAUACCAUUGUUGGGCACAUACAAAUGGCCAACAGAACAAAGGGCACGUCGGACGGGCUCAUUCUGUCGUACUUACGAGAAACACUGAAAACCGGGCGACCAACGAGAACCAUAAUCCAGCUUUUGUAUCAACUGGCAUGUCCCCAUGAAGAAAUUGCACCAAAACCCUGUUGUGACCAAACCUGAAAUAAAUUGAAAUUA
Adelges cooleyi (spruce gall adelgid) is the source of this 1551-nucleotide messenger RNA. RefSeq names its product cytosol aminopeptidase-like. The record is from RefSeq and is a predicted model, not a curated record. Lineage: Eukaryota; Metazoa; Arthropoda; Insecta; Hemiptera; Adelgidae. Gene Ontology annotation, cellular component: cytoplasm. The coding region runs from base 1 to 1536 and encodes 511 amino acids. Gene Ontology annotation, molecular function: manganese ion binding; metalloaminopeptidase activity. Gene Ontology annotation, biological process: proteolysis. The transcript is spliced from 5 exons.